CCACUCCUUCCUGAGGCGUUACUACUCGUGAUAUUACGGGAUCCUCCGGAGCCCUGUCCUUCCUGUGGCGCCGCUACACCUGAUAUUACGGGCGCCCGUCGCGUCUUUACCCCCCUCCGCCGAGCGGGGCCCUCACCUCUGCCCGUCACUCAGCGGAGGGGCCGCCCCCGGCGGAGACUCCGCACCGAGAUGGCGGCCGAGAUCCACGCCAGGCCGCAGAGCAGCCGGCCCGUCCUGCUCAGCAAGGUCGAGGGGCACCAGGACGCGGUGAGCGCCGCCCUCCUCAUCCCCAAGGAGGACGGGCUCAUCACCGCCAGCGAGGACAGAACAAUUCGAGUAUGGCUGAAAAGGGACAGUGGCCAGUACUGGCCCAGCAUUUACCACACAAUGUCAUCUCCUUGUUCAGCUAUGGCUUAUCAUCAUGACAGCAGAAGAAUAUUUGUAGGCCAGGAUAAUGGUGCCAUUAUGGAAUUCCAUAUCUCAGAAGACUUUAAUAAGAUGAACUUUGUCAAGACGUACCCAGCUCAUCAAAAUCGGGUGUCGGCUGUCAUUUUCUGCCUGGGAGCAGAGUGGGUUAUCAGUACUGGCCAUGACAAGUGUGUCAGCUGGAUGUGCACCAGGAGUGGGAAUAUGCUGGGAAGACAUUACUUCACCUCUUGGGCUUCAUGUUUACAAUAUGACAUUGAAACCCAGCAUGCCUUCGUUGGGGACUACUCUGGACAGAUCACGCUACUGAAACUUGAACAGAACAAAUGCACGGUUAUCACAACGCUCAAAGGGCAUGAAGGAAGUGUUGCUUCCCUGUGGUGGGAUCCUGUUCAACGGCUACUCUUCUCUGGAGCAUCUGAUCACAGCAUUAUUCUGUGGGAUAUUGGUGGAAGGAAAGGCCGAACAUUGCUGCUUCAGGGCCAUCAUGACAAGGUGCAGGCCAUUUGUUACAUUCAGCUGACGCGGCAACUGGUCUCAUGUUCAGCUGAUGGAGGAAUUGCCGUUUGGAAUAUGGAUAUCAGCAGAGAAGAGGCUCCUCAGUGGUUAGAAAGUGAUUCUUGUCAGAAAUGUGAACAGCCUUUCUUCUGGAAUAUAAAGCAGAUGUGGGACACAAAGACACUAGGGUUGAGACAGCAUCACUGCAGGAAAUGUGGUCAAGCAGUGUGUGGCAAGUGCAGCACUAAGCGGUCCAGCUACCCAAUCAUGGGCUUUGAGUUCCAGGUCCGUGUCUGUGACUCUUGCUUUGAGUCCAUCAAAGAUGAAGAUCGUACUUCCCUGGCAACUUUUCAUGAAGGAAAACACAACAUUUCCCACAUGUCUAUGGACAUUUCUAGGGGACUAAUGGUGACCUGUGGGAGUGAUCGGAUUGUGAAGAUAUGGGACAUGACGCCAGUAGUUGGUUGCAGCCUUGCAACCGGCUUCUCCUCACGCUGACCUAGGACCUGACAGGUUCAUGCACCUUAUGUACAGCAACAUGCACCGAAUGAAUGAAAUCCCUCCUAGGAAUAUCGUCACAAAAGCACUGAUUGCUGGAUCCUUUUUCUCUUGCUCUUCCAGGAUGGACAGUCGCCUUAAUAGAGCAAAGCUCUUCUAUAGGCUUCAACGGGAAUCACCUUGAUGCAGAAAUGCAAUUUCCCAGCCUGUUGAUGUAACAUAAAAUGGCUUACCUGCAACAUGACACUGCGAUAAAAGGAUCUGUCAUAACUUGGUUUACAUGUAGUGUUAACAAUGUGCUUUCUCUGCUGAAAUAUCUUGUACAGUAGCUAAAGGAUUAUCAGUAAAAUGAGUUUAGUUUUUUCAAAUUUGUGCAAAUAGUAAAUACUUACUGUCCCUUCCAGUAAGCAGUACCCCAUUGAACUCUGCCUGGAUGCAGCUGUUUAGGCUGCCUCCAAAAGGAGUAUUGGUUAUAACUUUGGAAGAAGGAAAGACUUAUUUUUUUAAGCAAUGUUUGAAUUAAGGGGCAGGUGUUCCCUCUGUCUUGAAGUGGCAGUAAGAGUAAAUGCUUGACAUAAGAGAUCCUGAUCUACUGGCUUUCUUGGAGUGUCGUCUGCAAGUUCAGUUAUUGGUAAAACUACUUUAAAAUGAUCUGUUCUGUUCAAAUAGCUUUCAAGUGUCUGUAAAUAAUCCCAGGCUUUUAGACAUGCUGAAGCUAUAUUUAUUCCCUCUUCUUGGCUAACAUAUAACUAGUGGACUUUUGUAGCUGUUAUUUAGUAGAUAAGCUGCACAUUCUCAGUAGUGAAGGCAGCCCACGAUAUGUCACAAAUCACACAUGCUCAUAUAGUAUGUUUACAGUGCUGUUAAAAUGGGGGGCUCUGCAAGCCUGUUGUCUUAGCUAUGAUCGCUAAAAUAAAAAGCCCCUCCUACAUAACUUAAAUGAACUAAAUUUUUAUGCGGAAAAGCUUAGUUCCCCAUUUAUCAUGAAGAAACUAUAUAUAGCUAUAGCAUUAACUUAAUUACCACCUUGUCUUUGUUUUGAAGAAAAAUUAAUGUUAAACAUUUCUAAAAUUCUCUUCUGAAGCAAUAACUACGAAGUUACAGAAUAUUUCUUGGGAAUAGUUGGCCUGAGUGCAGAUGAGGGCUGUUAAUCUUAAAUGCUAUGUGCAGUGGUGGUCCUUGCCGUUAUAAGCUGAGUGAGGAGGUCUGACGUUUUCGUAGAUUGCACGAUUCCAGCUGGUAUUUACAGUGACCUUUUAGGGAAAUAUUGCCAUGUACAUUGGUCUGUCAAGUGCAUGAAUUACCUACGUUCCAUAAAUAUUAGGAUAUAUGUAAUGCCAUAAGGUUGUCAUACAAGAGCUUAUUAAACAGUUUGAAAAUGAAAUUCAUUUAACUUUAUAGUGAUAUGCCAUGGAGUCGCAAAGGAGAUGGGAGUUCAUUGGAUUUUCAUAAAAACUGAUUAUAGUGUAUUAUGUAGUGAGGGAAGAAGUAUGUGCAGGUCAGCUCUUUUUGCUGCCAUUGGAGGUGAUAUGUUCAUUCUUGCAGAAAAAUUGAUGAGGUAUUGGAAAGAACUGCAAUGUUAGCCUUGCAGCAACAACCAAGUGGUGCUGUUGACACUGCUGAAUUAAAAUCAUUGUCCUAAACUUUUGAUAUGCAUUUAUAGCCCGCUAUAGCUAGUGUAUGCUAAUAUCAUGGGAUAGUAAUGCAUCAUGAUCUUACUCAGUUUGCAUUUCAAAAACAAUAAGAUGGUAGAUUUCCAUGCCACUAAAUACCAUCUCUGGUAUAUUCUGGAUUCACAUAUUUUUGGAACUGGCUUUGACUAACCACUUUAUGGGCCCUCUCCAGAAAUAUUUUGCUAAAGGAUUUUUUUUUUUUAGCUUACUAAUUCUUCACACUUCUCAUAGCUUCCUUCAGAAACUGGCGUCACGCUAGUGUUUGAUUGUAUUAUCCUCUCAAAUUUGAAAUCUGAAUGAGUAAAUGCUAAUUUAGAGCUUUUGGCAAGUCUGUAUUAGAAAAAGAAAUACAUUUGUUCAGUGAUCUGAAACUAUUGAAAAGAAUAUGUUGAAUGUUUUACAUUUGAUGAGUUACAUUGAUUAGUUCCGUGCUACACGAUGGAAGGUUUUAGCGUGAAAACAGAAGUCUUUCCAAAACUAUCAUAUGAAAUAUCAUUUGUGCCAGAAAGGACCUGAAGUUAGGUAAUGAGCUCAUGUAAAUCAGGGAUGAAACUGACAUUUAGGGGAGAGGAAUGAAAACACGGAAGAGAAAAUGAGAAUUUCGCCCCCUCCCCCCAAACUCUUUUUUGUUCCAAUCGCUUGGUUUAAUAGUAAAGAUUAACAGUAAGAGAUCUCUGAAAACAUUCUUCUCCGUGGUUCUCUCUACCCAAAAAAAAUCAAGAUGGGUUAUAUUUACAAUCCUUUUAAUCAAUACCUUACUUAGAUUACAUUGCAGCAAAAGUAAAACUUGGGGAGGUUUGGAGCCACAUUGUAAGUUAUAUGCCUCAAAGAUUUGGGGGUGAGGACGCACACCACCUAUUAACAUGAACAGGAGCUAUGGACCUGCCUUGGGAAAUUAAACUAUGUAGAUUUGAUAAUGAAUUGUAUGAUUAAAUGCUAGUUGAUUUAAUUUCAUUCUGUCCCCUAUGUCAGUCUGUGCUACUGGGAUAACCCCUUUCCAGCAAAUAAAGAGCUAGCACCCACUAGCAUCAACUUCUUUGGAUGUUCUCUUGCAAAACAAAUUGCCAAUUUGGCUAUCUAGCACCUCUCCCAUAUUUAGCAUUUAACUUUUCCCUUCCCUGUGAAUAAUUCUCCCAUCCGUGGCAAUCACAUUAAGGUUUUACCACUAGAUAAUCUAUAAUCUGCUACAUAGCUUUUAAAUUUAACAAAUAUAUUUUCUAUAACAAAUAUGACAUUAAUGUAGUUAUAGCAUCACUUAGAUAUAACAAGGUGAUUAUGGCUGGCAAAACAUCAGUUGGUCACAAAAAUAAACCUUGAGAUUUAACAAACCAGUCAUGCACUGAAGGAUAUAUUGCUUGUGUAAAAAAACCAAACAUAUUUUUGAAGAAACAUACUGUUUUGUGCAAUUUAAAAUACAAUAACUAUUCCAGUGAAUUCAAAUUUGCAAUUGUUUAGAAGACUUAUUUUGAAGCAUUACCAAUUUCUUUUGUAUGGCCUUCUUUCAUUGGAGGAGCAAAGGGCACCAUUAAUAUAUUUUAAGUCGUUCCAGCUGUGUUUCUACAAAGUACUGUAUCCCACGUAGUUUAGAGAUGCUAGAUUAAUCUUGCUCCUGCUUCUGAUUUUUAACUUUGAAUACACGUAUAAUAAAAUUUCUUGAUAGUCACUUAA
Chrysemys picta bellii (western painted turtle) is the source of this 4763-nucleotide messenger RNA. RefSeq names its product WD repeat and FYVE domain containing 1 (gene WDFY1). Gene Ontology annotation, molecular function: metal ion binding; protein binding. Gene Ontology annotation, biological process: positive regulation of toll-like receptor 3 signaling pathway; positive regulation of toll-like receptor 4 signaling pathway. NCBI's taxonomy places the organism in Eukaryota, Metazoa, Chordata, Testudines, Emydidae. The record is from RefSeq and is a predicted model, not a curated record. Gene Ontology annotation, cellular component: early endosome.